ACUACAUCCCCUUCGCAAGAGAAGGACCUCUAUCCGCCUACGAAAUCCAAUACGAUCCAAUAUAAUUCAAUUGUCCUUGAAACGAGCCUAGAAACUCUUGAGAGGGCUUCGAAUUCGAUCCUCUGCACCUAUUAUCGCCUUUUUUCAUUAUUUAUAAAUAUUGUCUAUAUAGGUGAUCCUGUUUCUUACGUAAAUCCGUCAUCGUCAUCAUGGCCGCCGAUGACAGCCCCUCCAAGCAGAAUUCGGGUCGACCGCAAUUGUCUUCGAUGCGAACUAGUUCCUACCUCAAAGAACACCAGCAGUAUCGACCACCCAAACAUCUGGAUAGCCAUUUUGGCAUUGAUACCGUCGUCGAAGAUCUUCAAGGGUCUAGAAUAUCCCCUCCUAAGUCCUUUAGCCCGUUUAAUGGCGUGCCCUCCAAGGACGAGCCGCCACGCAUCCUCGAAGGUGCUAAUCACGACUUCACCCAUCCUAACUGCGCCCCGACCCGAGGUACCAGAUCGGAUCGACUUGUGGCUACCUUGAUAUACAAGUCCACGUCGCCUCGUGCGCCUAAUGUGGUUCCCUCCCCGCGGUUCCCCUCCUCCAAUUCCGAUAUCCCCGCCAACCUCGCUCCAACGACUAAUAUUGAGUCAUUUCCCUUGGAACCUCCGGUUGCUGCUGAACCCGAGCCUCUUGACCACCUUUACGGUUCUUACAUAUCCCCGUUGUGCAUCACAUCCUUUCUCCAUCUGAUGUCCACGUUUCCUCUGCCUAGGGGCGUUGAAGAAAUCACCUCCUCUCAUCGUUGUCUCGACGAUCCGGAGCACCCUCUUAUUGUCGAGUUGUCAUUGUCCCCUGCACCAUCCCCAAGCUAUCUGUCGCUGACUGAUCUCCGGAAACAUGAGCUCAUCUAUCGAUUUGAGCGAGAAUGGAACGUUGACGUCGCGCUGCAACGGGACACCCUGUGGAGGCGAUAUCCACGUCUAGUCGUUUUCGACAUGGAUAGCACGUUGAUCACGCAAGAGGUGAUUGAUCUACUCGCCGCGACCAUCACAGAUCCCCCGGACCUGGCCGCCAAAGUUGCGGAUAUCACACACCGGGCAAUGCUAGGGGAGCUGGAGUUCGACGCCGCAUUUCGGGAACGGGUUGCCCUACUCAAGGGACUCCCGGCCACAAUUUUUGAGCAGUUGCGGCCCGUCCUGAAUGUGACAAAAGGGGUCCCCGAAUUAUUAAAAGCGUUUAAGAGGUUGGGUAUCAAAACCGCCGUGCUGUCUGGAGGCUUCUUGCCACUGACGCGUUGGCUCGCUAAUGAACUGGGAAUUGAAUACUCACACGCGAACGAGGUUAUAAUUGAUGACUCCGGACGCCUGACAGGCGAGGUGAAAGGACGCGUCGUAGGUAGAGAGCGAAAGCAGGAACUUCUCCUCGAGAUUGCCAAGAAAGAAGGAAUCGCACUCGAGCAAGUCGUGGCCGUUGGCGAUGGCGCCAAUGAUCUAUUGAUGCUGGACACGGCGGGCUUGGGCGUAGCAUGGAACGCAAAACCGAGAGUGCAGCUAGAGGCUGGCGCACGGCUCAAUGGCGAGACCCUGGUCGACUUACUAUAUUUGUUUGGUCUCACGAGCGAAGAGGUGGAUCUGCUGACGACGUGAGCCUGGAAGGAGGUAGGUACGUCUACUGAAUGCUGUGUCGUAAAUGUGUGGCUUUCGCCUGUCUUGAUACUUCCAACAUCUGGAUUGUGGAGAAGCAAUCCGCAAAAUUGUGACUUCCCAAUACCUUGGUUAUGAUGGACGACGUAUGGCUUGAGAAAGUUUCCGUUUAGAGGGUUCUCGGUCUCACCGCACUAGGUUAUCGUUUGCGAUGGCAAUGCAGGUCUAUUACUAGCACAGCUAUUCUAGCUCUAAUGGCCGAAUGAUAUGGUAUGAUACGGAA
Messenger RNA from Annulohypoxylon truncatum, 1911 nucleotides. Its product is annotated as phosphoserine phosphatase serb. Gene Ontology annotation, biological process: L-serine biosynthetic process; dephosphorylation. Gene Ontology annotation, cellular component: cytoplasm. Gene Ontology annotation, molecular function: L-phosphoserine phosphatase activity; magnesium ion binding. The coding region runs from base 210 to 1631 and encodes 473 amino acids. The record is from RefSeq and is a predicted model, not a curated record. NCBI's taxonomy places the organism in Eukaryota, Fungi, Ascomycota, Sordariomycetes, Xylariales, Hypoxylaceae. The transcript has a single exon.